Molecule: messenger RNA, 750 nt
Organism: Cetraspora pellucida
Lineage: Eukaryota; Fungi; Glomeromycota; Glomeromycetes; Diversisporales; Gigasporaceae
Source: the annotation of a GenBank genome assembly
AUGAAAUCAUCAAUCUUCAUUUUGGUGGCCGUAUUGGCUUUGGGUUUAACCGUUAAUGGCUCGCCGGUUAAUUUUGAGAAAAGGCGAUUCGGUCAGGAGCAUUCCCCCCAAGCCGAAGCUGUUUAUAGCUGCAUGAAAAACCAAGCCGCGUCUGCUAACAAAGCACUUGAAGCUGUUGGUCAAGGUCCUAAUGCUGGAAUUCAAUUCGAAGCUGAUGCUGGAGCCCUAGUGAAUGCAACUGUAUUUUCUCUUUUAGCCAAAGCUGGUGCAUGUGAUCAGCAAAAAGCUGCUGAUGCAUGCUUUGACCUUGCUGAUAGAAUUAAUACUGCAUUAAGUAGUACAAGUAGUGCAGAAGGUCAAGGAAUAUCUGAUACUCUUAAAACUUGCUGCAAAAACCUUCGACAACUUGAACGUAACACUAAUGGUAUUGGUGUAAAAUCUGCAGAUUGCAAAGAAAAACCAAAACACAAAGAACUUGAUGGAUUAAAACAAGCUCAAGAUCCAUCUGCGGUAGAAGCCACUCCUACAGCUCCAGAACAACAACCAACUAAAGCUCCAAAAAAGAACCAAAAAAAGAAACAAAAGAAACCAAAAAAGAAUCAGCCGACUUGCACUGAAGAACCAAAACAACAAACAACUGAUGAACCAAAAGAGAAACCAAAAGAGAAACCAAAAAAGAAUCAGACUAAAGAUUCAAAACAAUCAGAACAAACUCCAGCAGUCACCACUGCCCCCACCUCCACAGCUUAA